Messenger RNA from Contarinia nasturtii (swede midge), 543 nucleotides. RefSeq lists its product as uncharacterized. The record is from RefSeq and is a predicted model, not a curated record. Lineage: Eukaryota; Metazoa; Arthropoda; Insecta; Diptera; Cecidomyiidae. The transcript has 3 exons. The coding region runs from base 40 to 543 and encodes 167 amino acids.
UUCUUAACAUAAGUUCUUUUUUAUUGUUUGUUAAAAAAAAUGUUUCGAUUCACGCGUUCUACUGCAAUUUUGCAAAUCGGUGAUGAACGCUUAGUUUAUACUCGUGAUCGUGAUGCAAUCCCCAACGAUUUGAAUUUAUCUGUGGAAAUACAAAGUUCAGAACAAGUUAACGUUCAAAAUGAAAAUGCCGUCGGUCGCGAUGUCGUUGAAGAAGAGAAUGAAGAAGGUGCCAUUGGCUAUGACGUCAUUCAUGUUCAAAUGGCUGGGGACGUAAACACCAUUAAAGAAAAUGGUGAUGAUUCUGUAAUUUACGUUGGAACUUUCGAAGACGACUCGGUGAUUUUCAUUGGUGAAACUGUGAAGAAUGAAUCGAAAAAACCGAAAGAAGAACUCUUGGUGCCAAAGAACGAAUCGAAAGAUAUGCAUUUGCUCUGCAUGGAAAUGGAUGCAAUGGGUCUACAAUGUGUAGCUGAUCCAAAGAAGGACGACGGGGUCAAUGAAACCAAAAAAAUUAAGAAGGAAGAUGGCGUCAAGAAAGAAUAA